Pecten maximus is the source of this 986-nucleotide messenger RNA. RefSeq names its product complement C1q tumor necrosis factor-related protein 6-like. Gene Ontology annotation, molecular function: protein binding. Bases 192 to 932 code for a protein of 246 amino acids. The record is from RefSeq and is a predicted model, not a curated record. The transcript is spliced from 4 exons. NCBI's taxonomy places the organism in Eukaryota, Metazoa, Mollusca, Bivalvia, Pectinida, Pectinidae.
GAGAUAUCAAGUUUUACUGGUUAACUGGUUGACUCGUACUAGGACAAAGUCAAAGCAAGCCCUGCACAGAUCCCUGGUUUAGGCUGAAACACUCGGAACAGAGGCACCGAAAUAACACUACGCCUGGAGCUAUAGCAUACACAGCGGAAAACUGAAUAAAACUUUGGGACAAUCUUGCAACCAAUCCAGCAAUGCAUUUGUCAGUAAUUUGCAUGGUCGCCAUAUUGUCGACUGUCACACUUGUAAACGGCGACAAGGAGAAAUAUUCAAACUAUUACGCCAACCGGAAACAGCUGCAUAAAGAAAAACCGUCAAGGGGACUCGGGCCUCUACCUCCCCCACUGCCGAAGGAGGAGGAGGACGACGACGAGACUUCCGGAUGUACGUUGAAGGUGGAGUGUAAGAACAAGAAAGGGGAACCAGGAUAUCCUGGUCCGGAAGGACUCCCUGGUCUUUUCGGACCUCGGGGUGUAAAUGGAUAUGAUGGACAAAAAGGCGAAAAGGGGGAACCUGGACUCUCUGGAUUUCCGGUGUCUUUCCUCGCCGCUCUGGAUGCUAAUGAGGGUCCGCUGGAUGGACAGGUGUUAAAGUAUAAACAAGUGCUCAUCAAUCGAGGAUUAGCUUAUGACAAGGAAACUGGUAUAUUCACCGCCCCGUCCCCUGGCGUAUAUGUCUUUCAUAUCGUUGUAGCAGCUAUGGAAGGACAAAAGGCGGCCGUCCAGUUAUUUCAGACUGGUGAUGGGGAUGACCAGUGGGUUGUAACAGUUUGGGCAGAGAGUCUUCCAAGUUGGGGCACGUCAUCGAAUACUAUCUAUCUCCCACUCACCCAGGGACAGCGGGUCUACCUGAUUGCACGGCCUAAUCUGAAUUCCUAUUACUACGCCGGCAGGUAUACAACGUUCAGCGGACAUAAGGUAGCAUCUGAGGUAUAGACGAUACUCUCAUUUACGAUUGAAGAUAAAAGAAUAUUGACAAAUAAACAAAAU